AUGCCCAAGACACGACGACUCCUUAGAGGCCAAGAGAUAACUUACUCUGUUGCCAAGGAACUAGAAUCAAAUGUUCUUCAUCGAUUGACAUACUAUGAACAGCAGAACCGUUUCUUUACUCAUCUUAGCGAACGGCGCGAAUGGAUAAGAACCAUUGUUGCUCACCAUCUGGGUCUAAAAUCAUCUGCCAAAUGUCAUGUAGGAGAAAUGCAAGACUGGCGACAUGGCAGCUUUAAUGUCUGUAUCCCCGUGAUAGUGGAUGAUUGGAAUGGAAGUCGUGUCCUCGUCCGGUUUCCUCUUCCAUACCGCGUGGGUGAAGCUUUUAACCCUGGCAAUAGCGAUGAGAAAAUUCGAUGCGAGGCAGGGGCCUAUGCGUGGCUUCAAGAGAACUGUUCAGAUGUGCCAAUUGCGAAAUUGUAUGGCUUCGCAUUGUCUUCUGGCGAAACUUUCACUCGAUUCGAAUACUUACCAAGAUUUGCUCGAUAUUUUCAUAUCUUACGUUGCCGGCUUCUGUCGUGGCUAGGAUAUCCGACACCUUCGAGCUACGUACGUCACCAGUACACUGAUCAGCUUUCAAGUGAUGUAGGAGGUACUGGCUAUCUUCUGUUGGAGUAUAUUGAGGAGACCCAAGGGAAAAUGCUCUCAGAAACAUGGAUAGAUGGCUAUCAUAAUGCCAAGCUGCGAGCAAACUUCUUCCGUGGCCUUUCUCGAAUCCUUUUAAGCAUUUCCCGGAUUCCCUUGCCCAAAAUCGGUUCUUUCAUAAUCGAUAGCAAUGGAUUCUUAUGUCUAUCGAAUCGACCACUUUCGGCUGAGAUCCAUCAGCUGGAGAAUGAGAACAUCCCGACAGAAAUGCCUCGCAACUACACAUAUUCGACUGUUGAUUCCUACGUUCUGGACGAGCUAUCAAUUCAUGACAGUCGAUUUCGAAAUCAACCCAACGCCGUGAAUGACCUGGGAGACUGCGCCUAUCAACUUGCCGCACUAAGUGCAAUGCGAACAGUCUUCCCACCAUUUUUCAGGAGAGAUUUUCGUCGCGGCCCGUUCACAUUUCACCUGACGGACCUUCACCAGAGUAACAUAUUCGUGGAUUCUGAAUGGAAUAUAACUUGUCUCGUUGAUUUGGAGUGGGCUUGCUCCAGACCAAUCGAAAUGCUGAUGCCCCCUCACUGGCUGACAAACAAGGGUAUAGAUCAGCUGGAGACGUCAGAAUACGAUUCUAUCCGGACAGAGUUUAUGGACAUACUCACCGAGGAAGAAAAGGAGCAUAAACUCGAACUCGCUACAUCGAGAGAAUCUCAUAAUGCAGAACUAUCUCUGUAUCUUUCAGAUAUAAUGAACCGAACUUGGGAGACAGGUACUUUUUGGUACACGCUUGCGCUUUCUAGCCCUUCUGGGCUUUUCAGAAUUUUUGACGAGCAUAUUCGACCUCUGUUUUGCUCCAAAUACGGCGAAGAAUUCAAUCUAGUCAUGCCAUUCCUUUGGGAGAAAGAUAUUGCUUAUGUUGUUCGAAGCAAAAUCUGUGACAAGAAACAGUAUGAUGACGAGCUCCGGGAAGCAUUUGAAGACUAG
Messenger RNA from Paecilomyces variotii, 1569 nucleotides. RefSeq lists its product as hypothetical. The transcript is spliced from 2 exons. Bases 1 to 1569 code for a protein of 522 amino acids. Lineage: Eukaryota; Fungi; Ascomycota; Eurotiomycetes; Eurotiales; Thermoascaceae. The record is from RefSeq and is a predicted model, not a curated record.